Messenger RNA from Dentiscutata heterogama, 1085 nucleotides. The record is from the annotation of a GenBank genome assembly. Lineage: Eukaryota; Fungi; Glomeromycota; Glomeromycetes; Diversisporales; Gigasporaceae.
AUGCCAUAUUACCGUCUUAAAGAUCUUAUAAAGGCCAUACGUGCCUGCAAGACUGCUGCUGAUGAAAGAGCGGUCAUCCAGAAAGAAUCGGCAGCCAUUCGUACUAGUUUUAAAGAAGAAAAUAAUGACGCUCGUCAUUCAAAUGUAGCCAAAUUGCUUUAUAUACAUAUGCUUGGCUAUCCAGCUCACUUUGGCCAAAUCGAAUGUUUAAAAUUAGUAGCGUCGAAUCGAUUUGCGGAUAAAAGGCUAGGCUAUUUAGGAAUCAUGCUUUUAUUGGACGAAAACCAAGAAGUGCUAACAUUAGUCACGAAUUCUUUGAAAAACGAUAUGAACCAUUCCAAUAUGUAUAUUGUUGGUUUAGCAUUAUGCACUUUAGGAAAUAUAUCAUCCCCUGAAAUGGCGCGUGAUUUAUGUGCAGAAGUUGAAAAAUUACUAGCGAUUACUCUUAUCAUUGAGAUGUGCUAUAAAAAUCCAGAAACUGUGCAAACUUUUCGCAAGACGGUUCCGUUAUUGGUUAGACAUUUAAAAACACUGGUUUCAGCUGGAUUUUCACAAGAGCAUGACGUAACAGGUGUCACAGAUCCGUUUUUGCAGGUUAAAAUAUUGAGACUUUUACGAAUUUUAGGUAAAGGUGACGCUGAAGCAAGUGAAGCAAUGAAUGAUAUUCUUGCUCAGGUUGCUACGAAUACUGAAUCAUCAAAAAAUGUUGGAAAUUCAAUAUUGUAUGAAACUGUACAAACUAUUAUGGAAAUCCAAUCUGAAAGUGGCCUUCGUGUUUUGGCCAUCAAUAUUCUUGGCAAAUUUUUAACAAACAGAGAUAAUAAUAUUAGAUAUGUCGCAUUGACCACACUUAAUAAGACGGUAGCGAUAGAUACAAAUGCAGUGCAACGUCAUAGAAACAUCAUUCUUGACUGUUUGCGAGAUGGUGAUAUCUCUAUACGACGUCGAGCAUUGGAGCUUUCAUUCGCAUUAAUUAAUGAGGCAAAUGUUAGAGUGCUAACACGCGAGUUAUUGGCCUUUUUGGAAGUUGCCGAUAAUGAAUUUAAACAGGGAAUGACAACAAAAAUUUGCUUGGCUGCUGAUAG